Messenger RNA from Closterium sp. Naga37s-1, 1689 nucleotides. NCBI's taxonomy places the organism in Eukaryota, Viridiplantae, Streptophyta, Zygnematophyceae, Desmidiales, Closteriaceae. The record is from the annotation of a GenBank genome assembly.
AUGAUGGCGGCGAUGGCGGGGAGCGAGAUGCAUCAGACGCUGCAGGCGGCGGCGCUGCCGCUGAGUUUCCUGGUGAUGAGCUCGGUGCUGCCGGUGGUGAAGGUGCUGCUCAUCGCCGCCACGGGGCUCAUCUUCGCGCUGCCCUACUUCGACGUCCUGCACGCCGACGCGCGCAAGAGCCUCAGCAAGCUGGUGUUCACGGUGUUCCUGCCGGCCAUCAUCUUCGUCAACCUGGGCGAAGCCAUCUCCUUUGAAAACCUCCUCAAAUGGUGGUUCAUCCCAGUGAACGUGGUGCUGGCGUCAGUGCUGGGCUGCCUGCUCGGCAUGCUCGUCGCGUGGCUCACUGACUGCCCACCCGAGUUCUUCCGCCUCGUCUUCGUCCUCACAGGCAUUGGCAACAUGGGCAACAUGCCGUUGGUGCUGCUGUCGGCGGUGUGCUCCGAUGCGCGCAACCCCUUCGGAGGCCACAACGAGUGCAACAAGCUCGGCACCGCCUACAUCUCCCUCGGCAUGUGGAUGGCGGCCAUAGUGAUGUGGAGCACGGUCUACAACAUCCUGGCGCCCCCCGAGGAGUGGUUACCAGGUUACGUGCGGCCCCUGGACCACUUUGGCAUCGACCACAAGUACGUGGACGCGCCCAUGGUGCCGUACCAGGAGGAGGACGAGGGCACUGACAGUGACGAGGGCGAUGGGGACUCUCACGCGGACGGGGAGGUGGGGGAUGGGGGGUGGGAGGUGCCGGGUGGGUGGGAGGCGGCGCUGGGCGUGGGGGUGGAGCCCGUGUCGUCGCGCCCACUGGCGCCUGGGGAGGGCAGGCGUGCGCACCAUGCUGGUGCUGCUGAUGGGAGCGCGGCUGGCACUGCAGGGCUGCAUGCGCCGCUGCUGAAAGGUGCUCUACCAGCAGCAGCAGUGGCAGAGGGGUCAGUGGUGCCGCGGCUGGGCAGUGCGGGGGGCAUGGAGGCGGGGCAGCAGCAGCAGCGCAACGAGGGGUCGGUGCGAGGGGGGCGUGUGUUCGGCGGCGGCAGCCUCGGCAGCAGCGUGGCUCGCACGGCGUCCCGCUCGCUGCGGAAAGCAUCGGUGGCGCUGCUCGUGCGCGCCCCCAACACGGUGAGCCGUGUGAUGCAUGCGUGCGUGCAUGCCAGACACGCAUGGCAGGUGGGAGAGGUGCUCAAGGCGCUCCACAUUUACGAUGUCUUCCGCCCGCCCGUCCUCGCUGCGUGUCUGGCAAUGCUACUGGGCAUGGUGCCGCAGCUGGACUUCCUCUUCUUCCACCGCGACGGCGCUCUGCGCUUCCUCACUGACGCCCUUGCUGUGCUGGGCCAGGCCAUGAUUCCCUGCAUUCUGCUUGUUCUCGGCGCCAACCUCGUAAAGGGUCCCGGGGCGUCCGCACUGCCGAUACGCACGACACUAGCGGUGGUGGUGACGCGGCUGCUGGUGGUGCCGCUGCUGGGCAUCGCCAUUGUGCUGUCUGCCGACCGCCUGGGGCUGCUGCCACCCGGCGACAAGAUGUUCCGCUUCGUGCUGCUGCUGCAGCACGCCAUGCCCUCAUCCAUCCAAAUAGGCACAGCGUGCAGUCUGAGGGGGUUUGGAGAGCAGGAGGUAUCAGCGGUGCUCUUCUUCCAGCACAUAUCAGCCGUCUUCACCAUGGCCGUCUACCUCUUCGUCUUCUUCUACCUCCUCUACGGCUGA